AUGGACUGUUUUAGAGAGGAGAGACAGCCAGACAUCCCAUGCGGCAUGAGCCCCCACGAGGCGCUCAUUUUUUCAAGCCAGUGCUUGUGAUCACUCAUCACCGCAGCUCCACCAAGGCGCAGGAAGCAAGGAGGAUCCUCAAACACCACAGGGCUGCUUAAAAAAUCCCAGCUCUGUGUAGGAGAGGACAGACAUGCACAGGUGCUGCUAAAGAGAGAGAGAGAAAGAGAGAGAGAGAGAGAGGGGGGAGGGGGGAGUGUGGGGAGGUGUAGGAGGAGACUUGACUUGCUUCAGAAUUGAAUAGGAGCCUGAGUGCAAUUCCAAAACAGCUGUCCGGCAGACGUCCCAGUCCACAGUAGUGCAGCCUCAAGGCAGAGACAGGAGGCAGAGCAGUGUCAACAUGCCACAGGAGCAGCAUAGCAGCCACUGAACACACACAUACAGACACACACAUCAACCUGGGACUGCAGCGUUCACCACCACCAGCGAACCUGGGAAGGAUCAAGAUCUCCCCAUAGGAAUAUCUGAGGAAAGUGGUCAUUUGAACUUUCUGCACUGUUGGACAUCACUAGUCCUGCUUGGAAUCCCUUUUCCUGAUCGAUGCAGCAAUUGCUGAAAUUAUUUUUGGAGUUCUGCAUGACCCAUGUGUUAUUGAGAAUGUAAUUGGAGCUUCUCCCCUGGGACACUGUAACUUCCACAAGUUAUAGAGCGUUUCCGACUUUUCAUCCUGCAUAUCUGACACCGCUUCCUCAGUUACAGCUAUGCCAGCAAAAGCACCCAUAUACUUGAAACCCAUCAAUAACAAGAAGGGAAAGAAAUGUCGCCUCAGAGAUAUUUUGUCCCCAGACAUGAUCAGUCCACCACUUGGGGACUUUCGCCACACUAUCCAUAUUGGCAAGGGUGGAGAAAGAGAUGCCUUUGGAGACAUGUCUUUCCUCCAGGGGAAGUAUGAACUCCUGCCUGGGAAGGGAGAUGUCCCUCAGUAUGGCAUCCAAAAUGAGUUUCUGAGAGCGAACAGUACUGGUGAUGCUUCCUUUGCCGAGACACCCUCCCCAGUGCUCAAGAAUGCCAUCUCCCUCCCAACCAUUGGUGGCUGCCAGGCACUUACCCUUCCCCUGAUCUCCUCCACUGUGCUCUCCAUGCCCCCAGAGCCACUGGAGGGAAUCAUUGGGCCUACAGCUCCCAUGAAACCUGACAGCGCAGAGGAGGUAGAGAUCCUGCAGAUGGAUGCUCUAUUGCGCUCCAUGGACGUGUUCGGCAGUGAGCCUUUGUCUUCCUCUGUGGGUAUCCAGUCGAAGCCAGACGUCCUCCUGGGUCUGCUAGAAAACACGGAUAAGUCGACCUUUAAGUCAAUUGCCAAAGCUAACAAAAUAAACAAGAGUGAAACCAGGUUUGACAAACCAACAUCAUAUUUUAUCAAUAGUCACAGCAACAGCAGCUUCAAAGCUAAUGGAAGUCUGAACAGCAACACAAGCAACGACAGCUUUGACAGCUUUAGCGGUAAAGGAGACUUCCAGAACAAGAUCUGCAAUGACAGCAGGAAUCUCAAUGGCAAUGGCAACUGCAAUGGUUAUGGACACUUUGACAAUAAGCUUACCACAAGCUUCAAGCAGGAGCUCUCAAAGUUUAAUGGAGAGUGGGUGGACAGGGACAGUGGGGUGGAGGAGGGCCGCAUCUGUGAUUUUGAGUUUGAUUUUUCCAAGGAAAAGAGCGCAUCACAGGAUUCCCUCACCCAGAUCACAGGGUCAUUCCUCUCCCUUGAACUUGAUCUUGGCCCAUCCAUCCUGGACGAUGUGCUCAACAUAAUGGAUAAACCCGCAGCAAAGAGCAGGCCUUGAGCUGCACUGAGACCCCAAGAGAAAGGGAAUUAUUAAACUACAGCCAUGAGGAGAGAAAGACUCAAAAAACAAUCAAAAUGGUGUCUGGAUAUAUCAUUGAGAUGAAAAUGAGCUACAAUAGACAGAGCUGCUUAUGUUUUUAUUGUCAAAACAUAUAACUAUUCUAGCUUCUAUGGAGUGUUUCUUGUUUUGUUGUUUGCCAUACCAGCAUGUUUAAGAUGCAUGUACUAUUGAGUUACAGCUAAAACACAGCCAUUGUGCCUGUCUGUAAAAAUGAUACAUGAUAGAUUUGCAUUCUUACAUUGACCUCCACAGUAUAUACGUGAUAACUUUGAGUUCAUUUGCUUUUUCUUUUCUUUCUUUUUUUUUUUUUUUUUUUACACAGUCUUGAACAUAUUGCAUUUUGUGACUUUAAGUGUGUUUAACAAGUCUUUUUUUUGUCACAAAUAAUUUGUCACAUAACUAUUUCAAACAACAGAACACUAUGCAUAUUUGUGUUUUAAAAGUUUUAACACAAAUAAAUUGAUUUUGUCUUU
Messenger RNA from Scatophagus argus, 2374 nucleotides. RefSeq names its product CDC42 effector protein (Rho GTPase binding) 3 (gene cdc42ep3). The coding region runs from base 762 to 1838 and encodes 358 amino acids. NCBI's taxonomy places the organism in Eukaryota, Metazoa, Chordata, Actinopteri, Scatophagidae. The record is from RefSeq and is a predicted model, not a curated record. The transcript has 2 exons.